Molecule: messenger RNA, 586 nt
Organism: Parathielavia appendiculata
Lineage: Eukaryota; Fungi; Ascomycota; Sordariomycetes; Sordariales; Chaetomiaceae
Exons: 2
Coding region: 133-354 (73 amino acids)
Source: RefSeq, a predicted model, not a curated record
CGGUACUAAAGUCGUUUGCUCCUAGGUUCUUGUUUGUAAUCUAGUUUUGGUCCGCUUCCAUUCUCUUCACUUCCUCCCCGGUUGGCUGCUUUCCAACAAGCGGGGCUCAUUCAUGAUGAAAACUUGGACACUAUGAGGUCCUCGUUCCACGUCCUUACGUUCUUCCUGCUCGGCCUGGUAGCCGGCUUGUCGAUCCCUAAGCGUCAAGAACGGGCACAGUACACGGUCGUGAACUUCUCCGGCCAUGGGGCCUGCCACCCCGUUUUAACAUCUUGUCGUGUCGACGGCGACUGCUGCUCUGGCUUGCAAUGCGGCAGGUUCGACGACGAGGUGCUGUGCGUCCCGGCGGGGUGAAUAUCUCAAGUAUGACUUAUUAUUCAGGUCAUUAUCGGAAUCAUGGAAUGACUGGAACUUAAGGGCAGCGGUGCGAUUUCACCUCGGCUGGGCCGGGUGUAUCAGCUCCCAGCACCCGCUCAGAAACUGUUGGACAGUUGAAGAGGCAGGCCUCGAUCUUAGUCGUUACUAGGCAGGAUAGGAUGGCCGAACCAGCAUUCAAGCAAGACGGGAGACAUGUCGAAUUCGUAAC